CUAGACAGCCUUGUCAGGUAAGAUGGAAAACACAGCAUCAUCUCUUUCUCUUUUCUUCCCUCUCUUCUGUCUUUCCACAGACACACAAGGUAGAUGCUUCUGCUGGCUUCUUUCUACAGCUGAGGAGUCUGAGGCUCGGAGAGGCUGGGCAACUUGCCGAAGGUCAUGCAGUUAAUUGAUAGCAGGGCUGGGAUUUGGGGCCAGGCAGUCUGACUCCAAAGCCUACACGUGGGGCAGGUUGAUUGUUGUCAGCGGGAGGUGACGGAGGCAAAGGAAAGGAACACUCAUGGAAGCUGUGCCCUUCAGCGUGCAUGCCUGCCUCUGGCUUUGCUCUCUUGUUUGUGGAAAGGAGUCCUAAAGGGAUGUAUGCAGGGCGGUGCCCAGUCCCACCAGCCACGUCAGGCCGCUGCGUCCGCCUUCUUGGGAAAGCGCUCGGAGGGCGACCUGGGCGACUCGGCCGCCAGCACGCAGAAGGAACAGAGUUGGCUGAGGCGCCAGAGGAAACUGGAGGCGGCGUGCUCGCAACUCUGCACGGUGGGUGCUGAGAGCUGAUGUCAGUUGCUUCAGGCGAGGGCAGCCACAGGUGGAGUUCGUUACCUUGAGGCUAAUGAAGGGGCUCCCAUGGACUGCAGGGCCUGCCUGCCCCGCUCCUAGCCCAGCGCCUCUGGCCUGACUUUGGAGAGAGGCGAGGCCUGCGCUGCCUUCAUCCUGGGGAGACUCGGACUUCACCGACUCCUGCUGCAGCCCUGAUUGUGGGUGAGGCCGGUAGUGACAGGUGAGGAAGACCAAUUUCCCCAGUGUGGAGCAGAGUGAAGGAAGAAGUGACUCACCAACCACAGCAAAGCCCAUCUCCCCCAGAGGAAACAGUGGCGAGAGAGCGAAUGCACUUGGGUCUUGGGUCCUGAGGCUGCCGGCAGACUAUGGGUACAACGGCCAGCACAGCCCAGCAGACAGUCUCAGCCAGCGCCCCCUUUGAGGGCCUCCAGAACGGUGGCACGAUGGAUGGUCGGCACUCGCUCAGUGUCCACUCCUUCCAGACCACGGGCUUGCACAACAGUAAGGCCAAGUCCAUCAUCCCCAACAAGGUGGCCCCCGUCGUGAUCACGUACAACUGCAAGGAGGAGUUCCAGAUCCACGAUGAGCUGCUCAAAGCCCAUUACACGCUGGGCCGGCUCUCAGAUGCCACCCCAGAGCACUACCUGGUACAGGGCCGCUACUUCCUGGUGCGGGAUGUUGCAGAGAAGAUGGACGUGCUGGGCACUUUGCAGAGCUGUGGGGCCCCCAACUUCCGGCAGGCGCGGGGCGGGCUUACUGUGUUCGGCAUGGGGCAGCCCAGCCUCUCAGGAUUCAGGCGGGUGCUUCAGAAACUCCAGAAGGACGGACACAGGGAGUGCGUCAUCUUCUGUGUGCGGGAGGAGCCCGUGCUGUUUCUGCGUGCUGAUGAGGACUUUGUGCCCUACACACCUCGAGACAAGCAGAGUCUUCACGAGAACCUCCAGGGCCUCGGACCCGGGGUCCAGGUGGAGCGCUUGGAGCUGGCCAUCCGGAAGGAGAUCCACGACUUUGCCCAGCUGAGCGAGAACAAGUACUACGUGUACCACAACACCGAAGACCUGCGGGGGGAGCCCCACGCCGUGGCCGUCAAGGGCGAGGACGAUGUGCUCGUGACCCAGGAGGUGUACAAGCGGCCCCUCUUCCUGCGGCCCACCUACAGGUACCACCGUCUGCCCCUGCCAGAGCAAGGAGCCCCCCUGGAAGCCCAGUUUGAUGCCUUUAUCAGUGUCCUCCGGGAGACCCCCAGCCUGCUGCUGCUCCGAGAGGCCCACGGGCCUCCCCCUGCUCUCCUCUUCAGCUGCCAGACGGGCGUGGGCAGGACCAACCUGGGCAUGGUUCUGGGCACCCUCAUCCUGCUUCACCACAGUGGGACUGCCUCGAGGCCGGAGGCUGCCCCUACGAAGACCAAGCCACUGCCCAUGGAGCAGCUCCAGGUGGUCCAGAGCUUUCUCCACGUGGUGCCCCAGGGGAGGAGGAUGGUGGAGGAGGUGGACAGAGCCAUCACCGCCUGUGCAGAGUUGCACGACCUGAAGGAAGUAGUCUUGGAACACCGGAGGGAGCUGGAAGGCAGCCCGCCGGAGACCCCGGCUCAGGAAAGCGGCAGCCAGCGCGGUGUCCGGCAGAGGGCGCUGCGGAGCCUGGAGCGAUACUUCUACCUGGUCCUGUUUAACUACUAUCUCCAUGAGCAGUACCCGUUGGCUUUUGCCCUCAGUUUCAGCCGCUGGCUGUGUGCCCGUCCCGAACUGUACCGCCUGCCUGUGACACUAAGCUCAGCGGGGUCUGUGGCCCCUGGGGACCUCAUCACCACCGGCUCCCUGGGGGCAGAUGACCUCGUCUCCCCGGAUGCACUCAGCACCGUCAGAGAGAUGGACGUGGCCAACUUUCGGCGGGUGCCCCGUUUGCCCAUCUAUGGCACGGCCCAGCCCAGUGCCAAGGCCCUGGGGAGUAUCUUGGCCUACUUGACCGACACUAAGAGGAAGCUGCAGCAGGUCGUGUGGGUCAACCUGAGAGAGGAGGCUGUGCUGGAGUGUGACGGGCGCACCCACAGCCUGCGGUGGCCUGGGCCCCCCACGGCCCCUAGCCAGGUGGAGAACCUGGAGACCCAGCUGAAGGCCCACCUGAGCAUGCCUCCCGCAGGCACCCAGGGCCCACGGACCCGCAGGUUCCAGACAUGCCUCACGACGCAGGAGGUCUUCAGCCAGCACCGCGGGGCCUGCCCCGGCCUUACCUACCACCGCGUCCCCAUGCCAGACUUCUGUGCCCCCCGCGAGGAGGAUUUCGACCGGCUGCUGGGGACCCUGCAGGCUGCCCUCGCCAAGGACCCGGGUUCCGGCUUCGUGUUCAGCUGCCUCAGCGGCCAGGGCCGGACCACGACCGCCAUGGUGGUGGCCGUGCUUGCCUUCUGGCACAUCCGAGGCUUCCCUGAGGUGGGCGAGGAGGAGCUCGUGAGCGUGCCCGAUGCCAAGUUCACCAAGGGCGAGUUUGAGGUGGUGAUGAAGGUGGUGCAGCUGCUGCCUGAUGGGCACCGUGUGAAAAAGGAGGUGGACGCGGCCCUGGACACGGUCAGUGAGACCAUGACGCCCAUGCACUACCACCUGCGGGAGAUCAUCAUCUGCACCUACCGCCAGGCGAAAGCGGCCAAGUCAGAGCGGGAGGCCCGGAGGCUGCAGCUGCGGAGCCUGCAGUACCUGGAACGCUACGUCUGCCUGGUGCUCUUCAACGCGUACCUCCACCUGGAGAAGGCCGGCUCCUGGCAGAGGCCCUUCAGCACCUGGAUGCGGGAGGUGGCAGCAAAGGCCGGCAUCUACGAGAUCCUCAACCAGCUGGGCUUCCCCGAGCUUGAGAGCGUGGAGGACCAGCCCUUCUCGAGGCUGCGCUGCCGGUGGCAGGAGCAGAGCCACAGCCCCGAGCCCUCCUCUGCAGGGGACGUCCUGUAGGAAUGGGACUUCCUGUAGGACGCGCUCCCCCUGCCCCUGCUACCGUCGCCUCCCACGGGGCCACCUCCUACCCUCGCAGGCUGGGGGUGCCAGUGCUGCUCACUGACAGCGGUCCUGAGAAAUGAUGCCUCAGCUUAGCAGAGACUGGCAUGGGUGGGGACCCCUUUUCUGAAAGAGUUUUUAUAGGACAGUUGGUGCACAGUGAUACUUUGUGAAUGGCAGGCGCGGGGAGGGUCUGCAGGAAGGCCGGUGUGGCAUCACGUCUGCAAGGAGCUCACUCCCCAAGUUGCCAAGCGAAGCCCCUCGUCGCUUCGCCCUCCCCUCUCCCCGGAGCGGCUCUGAUGGGCCCUGGCGGAGCGGCCCUGGCCAGUGUUGGCUUCCCUCUUGCCCUCUCUCGUGGCUCUCCCACGCAGCUUCUCCCGUUUCGCUGCCUGAGCGCCGCCCUGGGGGCCCCGGGCUCCCCGGGGAGUGGACUGUGUGCGGGCUGAUUUGUUAGCUUAAAGGCAGCUUUACCCAGUUUUCUUGCCUCUCAUGCCUUGUCUCAACCUGGAGACUUGAAGGACAGCCACAUGCUCGGUGUGUCCCGCAGGGGCCUCUGCCUCUCCUUCCUUUGCCCUCUCCCCUCCUCUGGGCUGGCAGCACUUUGGAGGUUUCCAGGGAGCUGAAAAUGAAAUGGAGUCCCUCUCGGGGGAAGAAAGAGCUUCCAGAAGGUGCAUGCAGCCCUGUGGAAGAGGCCAGCUCCAUUUCUCUGGAACCAUGGGCGGAGGUCUAGGGAAGCACUGCCUCCCUGCCCCGCCAUCCAGAGUGGCCUGUGCCCCGACCUGCUGUGGCAGGAGCCCCGGAGACUGCCGGGUGACCCUGAGUGAGCAGUGGGGCGUGUGAGAGUGGGUCAAGGAUGGCAUGAGGGGGCACUUGGAUUCCAGGCCAUCAUUGCUGAGCAUCCUUGAGCUGCCUUCCAGUGGGGGCAGAAGGGGCCAAGUGCUGCUGAGUUAGCAGCUGCCGGGACCAGCUCUGUGCAGACAGUGGGAGGGUUGCUCGGAGAGGCAGGCGGUGUUGAGCUGAGUCUGCAGCUCUCCCUCUUGGGGCUGGUGUCCCCCGAAGCACAGGGGCUGAGUGGUGUGGACGCUGUCCUCCUGGCCUGGCUCGUUGGGGCCAGGGAGGUCUCUCUUGGUUGGACACCGGCACUUGUGCAGAGAAGCAGGUGAUGUGUCACCGGUCACGGUGUUUUGAAAAGGGGGAAGAGGCCAGAGUUGUUCACAUCUACCUAGUGUUGGAAAAUUUAUGACCAUUUUGGCUGAAUUCUUUUGCAAAUCUACUGUAUGUCUGUUCACUACCUUUUCAGAUUUGUUGUUGUUUUUGGUUUUAUUUUUGCAUGUAGUAAAAAGUGUUAAUUUUGUUGCAGACAAGGUCUAGAUGAGGGGUCAGAGAUCAGGGCUGAACUGGGAGGGAUCCUUUGCAUUCUCACGGUUGGCCCUGACUUUCAGCUGUGCUGGGACUACUGGCUGGUCACAUCACCUCUCUGCCUCAGUUUCCCUAUCUGUAAAAUGGGAGAAUAAUACUUGCCUACCUACCUCACAGGGGUGUUGUGAGGAUUCAUUCGUGAUUUUUUUUUUUUUUUUUUUUUUGUACAGAGCUUUUGAGCAUUAAAAGUGGCUAAAUGUGAAGUGCGCUUGGCUGCCUAUGUCUUCAGUGUGGGUCAGGUGUUACAGAACUGAUGCAAGCUGGGGUCCCUGCUACUUCAGAGUAAGGGUGGGAGGGCAGGGAGAGCCAAGAGCACCUGCCCGUAGUGCACCUGAUUCUCAGAGAAGGUGGAUUUUCCUGGAUAUCUCUCUCCUUCCUUCACAUCCCCAACCACGUUUGACCAUCUCACUCUGGAUGCCCACGGCUGACGUGCUGAGCCCCUUCUUGAAGAAGGCAACGUAACAGACUAAUUCACGCUAAAGUGUGAAGGACUGUUAUAUCCAGGGAAAUGGAACAAAAUGGAAUUUCAAGGGCUAGGAAGGAGGGUGGUCCUCAACCUCUAUUUCCUUUUCUUAUCCCUGCAGGCUCCCCUUGGUCCUUUCAGGCCCCUGAAGGCUUGAACACACUUGUGUUGAGAAAUUGGCGUGUAAAGAGGCAGUAGGGAGAGUGAGGCAGAGAGAGUGCUGACCUGAGCCUUCUCUCUAAGCUCUUCCAGGAUUAGGGGAAUCAGACCCUCUGGGUUGUAGUUCCAAGGUCAGCUGGGGGUGGUGAGAAUGGAACCCAGAGCUCCGACCGCAUAGGGUUGGUGACCUCCCCAGCCUUGGAGGGGAGGCCUCCUGGGGUUAUUUCCCAGCACAGCAGAGUCCAGGCAUGCUCUGUGUGGCUUCUGAAUGUGAGUGCAGUGGUGUAUACACCAGUGUGCACGUGUGUCCGUAUGUGCGGUGGUUCAGCACUUCUCUGCCAGGGAUGAGGGGAUUGUAAAACUAUGAUCAGUAGAAGGAUCUCCUGGAACCCUGAUGGAGGUGCGGCAGGGUCUUGGGACGACCAGAACUGGAAACUGGAACACUGUCCAGCGAGCCCUGGAUGUCCUCUGCAGCAUCACUGGGGGUGCGCCGCUCCAAUCCCCCCUCAGGAGAACCCGCUGCAAGAGCAGAUGGCACAACUCCAGCCACUGCAGCUUCGAUCCAACACGCACCAAGGCCGCGCUCUGUCUCCAGCCCUUUCCCCGCUCGGGCUCUUCCAGACGAUGACUGAGGCCGGCAGGGCUCUCGAGCCACUAGCCACGCUGUUUCUACCCAUGGCAGCCUUGCCCGGGGCCUCCCCAUUGGUCUGGCUGGGGGUUCCCCAGACCCACCCUGCAGCAUGGGGCUCUCGCUCCCUCUCUCCUUUCACGGGCGUCAGACCCGCAUCGUGGUCUUCCUGCCUUCUGCCACCUCCUCCUUUAUCCUUCACGGGUUUCCACAAAUCUCUUGCACAUCUGAUCCCAUCGUGGUGUCUGCCACUCUGAGGACCUGAAUGACACACCCUCACCCUCUCCUUGGCCUCUCUGGGCAGCUUCCUUGUCCCUCUUGCUGGUUAAGGCAGCCUUGUCUGGCACUGCGUAGGGACACCAUCAGCCCGGUUUCCAGCUUCAUAUGUUAUAGUUCCAGCCAGACUCAGUUGUCUUUCUCUCUCUCGCACCGCCCUGCCCUUCCAUCUCGAGUGUGGGGCUGCGGGGCCUGUGGACUGGGGCCCGUGUGGAAGGAAAUCGUUGCCCACCUUCUCUGUGGAUGGGGUGGGGUGGGGAAGGCAGGACUGAGGCGCUUAGAGUUAUCUGGGUGGAUACCCUUAAAUCUGCGAAUGGCAGUGCCAACCUCUGAUUAUUUCCUAAAUAAAAGGAAUAUUUCCUAAGUAAACCAUUAUAAAGGUUUUCAAUUUGUCCUCCAGAAAUGUCCUAUUGGAUAGUCUCAAAUAGCAAUUAAUGAGCUCACUGUUUAUCAUGCCUGGCCAGCGCCACCUAGUCCACUUUUUAAAAACUUCUCGCUAGUUUUGUGGCUCACAGUAGAAUCUGAUAUGUGUUUAAUUUUAUUUAUUUACUUAUUUUUUAUUGAAGUAUAGUUGCUGUACAGUAUAUGUUACAGGUAUGUAAUAUAGUGAUUCACAAUUUUUAAAGGUAAUACUCCAUUUAUAGUUCUUAUAAAAUAUUGGCUAUAUUCUCCAUGUGGUACAGUAUAUUCUCGUAGCUUAUUUUAUACCCAAUAGUUUGUACCUUUUACUUCCCUACCCCUGUAUUACCCACCCCCCCUUCCCUCUCCCCACUGGUAACCAAUAACUUGUUCUCUGUAUCUGUGAGUCAGCUGCUUUUUGGUUGUAUUCACUGGUUUGUUGCAGUUUUAAGAGUCCACGUGUAAGUGAUAGCCUAUAGUAUUUGUCUUUCUCUGACUUACUUCACAAAGCGUGAUAUUCUCUAGGUCCAUUCUUGUUUCUGCAAAUGGCAGAAUUUCAUUCUUUUUUUAAGGCUGAGUCAUGUUUGUGUGUGUGUGUGUGUGUAUAUACACACACACACACACACGCACACAUAUAUAAUACCACAUCUUCUUUAUCUGUGUGUCUGCUGAUGGGCAAUGGGUUGCUUCCAUGUCUUGGCUAUUGUAAAUAGUGCUGCUGUGAACAUUGGGGUGCAUUUUUUGAAUUAGUGUUUUUGUUCUUUCUGGAUAUACCGGAGUGGAAUUGCUGGAUCAUAUGACAGUUCUCUUUCUAGUUUUUUGAGGACCCUCCAUACUGUUAUUGAAGAGACUGUCUUUUCUCCGUUGUAUAUUCUUGCCUCCGUUGUCAAAGAUUAAUUGACCAUAAGUGCAUGGGUUUAUUUCUGGGCUCUCUAUUCUGUUCCAUUGAUCUAUGUGCCAGGAGAGUGUCUGACUCCAAGCCCGUGCUCGUUUCAAAGGUGGAUGUCGGUGCCAGCUCUGGGUACUGGAAUCCUCUGUGACAUUUUCAGUGAUGGGGAGAGAGAUGUCAGUCCUUCUGGAAGUGUGCUCUCGCUGGGGCAGGUUGGGAGCGGGGUGAGGGGAAAGCAUGAUUACUUUGAAAACCCUCCUACAAGGUCUUGUGGUUCUUACACUCAACGCUUUUCAAACCCCUGUGUUCUUUCAAGAGGUUCCCCUCAACACCCACAAGAAGUACGUGUUUCCUAUGUGUCACUCUGAUAGAUUAUCUAUGAUGGGGGCUUUUGAGUUUCAUUUUGCGCCUCCCCUUAGUAUAUUCUUUCUUUUCCUACCAUCUGCCCACCUCACCCUGAAUUAAAACAUCAAUAGCUUAUGAAAACACACAUUUCCCCAUUCCCACUCCAACAUUUGAAGUCACCAGUCUUUUAAUUUUUGCCCAUCUGAUUAGGAAAGAGUCUUUUGUUUUUAUUUUAAUAUGAUUUUCCCAAUUACUAAUGAGAUGAAACAUCUUUUUAUAGGUUUAUUGGCCAUUUGGAUUUGCUCUCUUAUAUGUUUGCUUAUUUUUCUACUGGGUUGUCUCUUUUAAACUAAUAGGUGUAAAAAUUUUAAUACAGUCUGUUUCAUUUGUAGGUAGAUAGAUAGAUAUACAGCCAGUUCUUUCUUCCAGUUUAUCCGUAAUUGUUUUGGAGUUUAUUUUGUCAAAUUUUUGCCUUUUAUAUUUUGUGUCUUGUGUCAGCAGACCUUCUCUACCCAAGGUUACUUAUCUAUUUCCUGGUUUUUUUUGAUUGCUUGUACAGUAUUGUCCUUUAUGUUUCUUUCUUUAAUUCACCUGGAAUAAAUGUUUGUGAAUGACAUGUGGUAGAGAAUAUAAUUUAUUUUUUUCCAAAUGCGGAUCCAGUUGGCCUAUGUUAUUUAUCGAGUAGCCAAGUUUCUCUACUUCUUGAACUGCAACCCUUGUCAUAUGUUAGGUCCCUGUGUGUACAUGGGUCCGUACAGUAGACAUGUGAUUGCCAUUGCCUCUAGCAUCCAUUCAUCUUCCAACAACCAUCUCUGACUUUCCAUCCUAAGUUUAAAAACUCUCGAGUGGAUUUUUAAUUUUUAAAAUCUUUAUUACUCUUUUCUGGACUUUUAGUUUUCCUUGGGUCAAUUUUGGUAAAAUACCAACAUUUUCCCAGGAUAACACAUGGGCAUCUGUCAAGAUUUUCAAAUUUAUUAAUGUAAAAUCAUAUGUAAUAUUCUCUCUUUUCUUUUGGCUGCGCCCAGCGGCAUGCAGGAUCUUAGUUCCCCGACCAGGGAUCAAACCCAUACACCCACUGCAUUGGAAAGGCAGAGUCCUAACCACUGGGACUCCAGGGAAAACCUUGUAAUAUUCUCUUAAGUAUUUAGAAGGUUCCUGUGCAUCUGUGCCUGUCUUCUCUCUCAAUCUUAAUGAAUAUCUUACAUGUUUUCCAUGGUCACAUUUGCAAGUUUUUCUGUUUGUUAUCUUCAGAUAACCUAUUUUUGUUCUUAUAAAUGUAAACAUUGAGAAUCUGUGAUCACAUAAACUAGUAGAGGUGACUUUUUGCUCUAGUACUGCUGCUUGAUUCUAUGAACCUCUUCUGAGUAAUAUGCCAAAAAUCACAUCAUGAUCUCUCAUCAAAGCAUUAAAAAUUUUUUUUUCUAUUAGCUGUCAGUCAAGUGGGUACUCGUGUAAUUUUGUUAUAAGCUUUGAGAAUUGGAAAACACUGGAAUUGCAAAAGGAUGUAUUACCUGGAUAUUGGAGUCAUUAACUCUCUCACUUUCUGGAAAAUAUGCCCCCAAAUGUUUAUUAAGAUUUGUCAAGUGACUACUAAUUAUAUCUCUUACUCUUUCACUCAGAGGUACCCUGUAAAAACUAACAUGCACAAAAAUAGAUGAGGAAAAUAUUGUUCGUUUUAACUCUCCUUUUCCAAUACAAACUUUUCUUUUUUUACAGUUCCAAAAAGUUUUUUAAAAACAACUUUAUUGAGGUAUAAUUGACAUACAAUAAACUGUACAUAUUUGAAGUGUAUAAUUUGUUAAGUUUUGACAUAGGUAUACACCUGUGAAAUUAUCGUAAUCAAGAUAAUGACCAUAUCCAUCAUCUCUGAAAGUUGGCUUACAUCGCUUUAUAAUUGCUCCUUCCUGACCUUCCCUCCCCCAUCCCUCUCCGCAGGGACACUUUGAUCUGCUUUUUGUCAUCCUAGAUUCGUUUGCGUUUUCUAGGGUUUUACAUAAAUGGAACCAUCAGUGUGUACUCUUUAUUUUCUGGCUUCUUUUCACUCAGCAUAUUAAUUUCCAGGUCAUCCAUGUUUAACGUACAUCAGUUGGUCAUUCCUUUGUAUUGCUGAGUGGUAUUCCAUCAUAUGGCUGUACCCUCCGUUGGUUAAUCCAAAUUGUUACUGGAUAUUUGGGUUCUUUCCAAGUUUGGGCUAUUCCAAAUAAAACUGUUAUGAACACGUACAAGUCUUUGUAUGGACAUAUGUUUUCAUUUCUUUUGGAUAAAUACCUAGGAGGAGAAUGGCUGCACGGUGUGGUAUGUGUAUGUUUAAAAUUUUAAGAAACUGCCCAACUAUUUUCCAGAUGGUUUCAUCCCCACCAGCAGCUUACGGGAGUUCUAGUCCCUCCACAUUCUUACCAGCCUUGGAAUUUUCGAUCUUUUUUGACUUUAGCCAUUCUAAUUGGUGUGUAGUGGAUGUAUUUCCUACCACCACCCUCCCAGGUCACAUCUUUAAUUGAUAAGAUUUCCAAUUCAAUAUUUUUUAGGGCAAGCCUAAAAGCGUUAGAAGGCUCAUCUCUUUGAAGAUAUUAAUUAUUUGAGGGCUUAGUCAGUUAGUUCUAUUUCCGUGGCUGUUAGUUUAGUUCUUCUCUUUACUGAAUUUGGUGUUUGUUUUUCAUGUUGUUGGUUCUCCUCAGUGGUUGGUGAAUUUGGUUGUGCACUCAACUUUGUCUUGAGAUUUCAGGUUAUCCUGUUGGUAAGGCUUGUGACUAUUGCACAUAGCCUGGACUGGUGACUACUGGGAAGGGAUGGGACUUGCUGGCGACAGCGUGUGCCGGUGGCUGCCCUUCUGGAUGAGGGUGCCCCCUCGCCGCUAGGUGGAUAUCAGCCCUAGGAUGCUGCCCCGAGUGCCCCAUUUGCUGCUACUACCUGGCAGACUCCACUGCUACCCAGACUUGACCUGUGCUGCUGAGGGGGGCACGGGGAGAGCCAAAUUCUCCAGCUGCUUCUGCUGGAAUUCUCCAACCUUGUCCUGAUAGGGGUCCAGGCUUCCUCCUGCCUCCUGGCUUGGCAUCUGUGAGCUGAAAGCUUCCUUAAAGCUGGUCCCUCCUCUCUCAGAGGCUUUCAGCUGCGUGGCUUGUGGGCUGUCAUGUCCCCUGUCCAUCCAGUCCCAUCAAUCUCUGUCUUUCAGGGAUUCCUCACAAUUUCUGACCUCUUGUUAUUCUAGCUCUGGCAUAGAAUUUAAAAAAUAAAUACUUUUAAUGACAUUUUGAGGGCUGUGGGUUGGGAAGGGGAAACUAGAGCAUAUGCUUAAUCAUAAUUUGUAUAUGAAAAUAGCUCAUACUAUGCACUAGGCCCUGUAGCAGUUAGGAUCCUGGCAAAGAACGGAUGGCAGUCUUAGCUCCAAGUUCAAAGACAAUUUAAUGAAAAGACCAUUUGCAGAGGUGUGGGCAGGGUUAAGGGACCCAGCUUGGAAUGGUGAGAGGCACUCAGGAACUAGUUACAGGGGGAAGCAGUAACCUCCCCUAGAUUUGAGGGGGCAAAGGGACAGCACACUGUUACCUGAGCCUGCCACAGGUAUCUUCAGGGGACUCUGGGGACCAUCCAGCAGAAACUGAGUUGAGAAGGGGGUAACCGUGGCCAGAGCAGCAUCACUGAGCCUGGGGCUGAGGGAGGAGGAGCAAAUGCCUUGACUCCUCCCUCGUCUUGUCCUCUGAUCUCCCGUCAGUGCCUCCCUUUGAUUGCAGGAGGUGCCAGCAACAUGGUCCACGGGGUGGGUACGCCUCUGGAGAUGGGGAACGGAGAGAGGGACAGACGGGAUAACCAGCACAGCCUUCUCCCAGGCGCUGCACGGAUGCCAUCACCUCCAGUAGUUCCACGACAGCCCGACGAGGUAGGCCUGUUCUUAUUUUACAAAGGAGGAAGCCCAGGCACCUUGAUCCAGUGACACCUCCAGAAUUUCCCUCUGUUCCUCCCUCUGCCUGGCGUGCCUUCCCUCCCUUCCUAGCCCACUGCUCCUGUGCUUCAAGUUCAGCUUGAUUCAGGUCUCCUCGCCACUGCGAUCUAAGUGUCCUGAAGAUACUUAGAGAAAGAGUUCUGACUUCUCAAGAUGCUGUGCCCACAUGUCCUCCAGCAUUUCAUUAUGAAAAUUUCAAAACUACAGGAAGGUUGGAAGGAUUGUAUGAAGAACAGCCCCACACUCCGGGGCCCACUUCUCAAAAACACUUUCACACUGUUGUCCAUCGACUUCUCUAGACCUCCACUAACUUGUGAAUUCCUUAAAGGAAGGGCUACCAGUGAUCAGUCUUCGCAUCUCAGGGUCUGUGGUGGCCUGGCACACAGAAUGCAGUCAGUAAAUGUUUGAUGACUUGGUAAUUCACAAGGCAUUUGGUGUUUCCCAGGAGAGAGGAAGGAGAGUUUGAUUUCUUGAGUGCCUGUGGGUGGUUUUCGUACAUUGUGUGGGGCGUUGCGUUCGUUAUCUCACCAAAGCCUUGCAAGUCAGAUGAGGCUGGGAUUAUGAUCUCUCUUUUACAAGACCAAGAGAAGUUUCACAAUUUACUCAAGGCUCACAUUGUAUCCCUAAGGGAUCUGGGAUUCAGAUCGUCAAGCUGCCCUCAAACCCAUGCUGGUGACCCAGUGCCUUCUCUGUAGACUGGAGGCUACUGGGUGCUGGGGACUGUGCUUUAUGCAUUUCUGAAUGUCCCAGGAUCUCGCAACUAGCAGGUACAGUAAAUAUUUUUGGCAAGAAUGAAUGAAUGAACCUUUAGUGAGUAUUUCUAUACUACUGGAAUAUGGCAUUCACUGGAAAUUCAUUCACUACGGGAAUAUGAUACCCGAAGGGAGCUCGUACACCUCUUCACUAAGCAAAGGAGGGAUCUGAGGCUGGAAGGGCAGUGACAUCCAAGGUCAUGCAGGGAGCCAAGGGCAGACUCCGUGUGCUGACUUCCUGCCCAGCGCUCUUUCUUUUCCCUUCCUCUUCAUAUCCAUCUGAACAUCCGGGUUGGUACCCGUCACUAACCCAGAGCCUGGAGACCCACACAAACCGCGUUUCCUAAGGCUGUGUGGGUGGGUGCCUGCCCAAGCACUAGCUCAUGGUGCCCGUCUUCCUUCUUCUUCACUGAGGGUGCCAUGGGCUUCAGACGCUUGAGGUUGUGUGUGAAAUUGUGUUUAUAUACUCUGCUCAGGAGAGCAUCCAGUGUUUGCAUCAGGCUCUCAAAACAAAUACAAAAACCGUGACCCCCCCCCAAAGCGGGUGAGGGCUCCUUUACGUGUUCUCUCCAGUGGUUCCCCAAAUUCUUGAUUGUGCAGACAGACAGAAUUUUUUUUUUUUUUUUUUUUUUGUGGUACACGGGCCUCUCACUGCUGUGGCCUCUCCCGCUGCGGAGCACAGGCUCUGUACGCGCAGGCUCAGCGGCCGUGGCUCACGGGCCCAGCCGCUCCGCGGCAUGUGGGAUCCUCCCGGACCGGGGCACGAACCCAUGUCCCCUGCAUCGGCAGGUGGACUCUCAACCACUGCACCACCAGGGAAGCCCACAAACAGAAUUUUUAAAAGAAUAUUAGGAUACAGAUUUUUGCGAAGUUGGCCCAUUAAAAAGAAAUGAACCCCCCUUACAAUGCUAUCGUAUCAUAAAAGGAUAUUUUUAACCCCUCCAAACAAGAAGGACAAAUUCUCUGGGGGAUAAAAGUGACAGGCUUUCCAAUUAGGUGAAAUAGCUUUAACAUGCUACACGGUCCUUAUUUUGCUCACUUUGCUCUGGACUGAAAAUGUUAGUGUGGACCAGCCUUUGGGAGCCUUGCUCUCCACGGAGAAGCUUCUGCUUAGAGCUGUGUCCUGUGUGAGAACUCUCUGUGGAGAGUUCUCUUGAAAGGUGCCCCCUGUGGAGGUGGCUGCGCGUGGGUUCUGUUGGAUCCCUGGGUGCCAUUUCCACCAGGGUGGCUGCCAGUAACUGGGCAUGAACUUUGGUCACAUGGGGAGGUUAUACCAUUGUCCAUUGGCUUAAGUUUCCUCACGAGGGUUUUGGGCGAGAAUCUGAAGAAUCCAGGCUCUGAGUGGCCAAAGCAGCCUGCCGUCCCCAACUCCCAUGGAAAGGAAGCACUGCGUGGUGGGCGUCUGUGGGAGCCCUGGGGGUGCAGGGCUGUGGGGACCAUGAAGGCACUGGGUGGAGGGGAGCUGUGGCCGUGUGAGAUGACCCCACUCCCUUUGGGUUGCCCGGAUCCCUGCGUCCCUCUCUCCUGCCAAUGCAGGAGACAGGCCCUUGUCCUUCCUGCCUUGGCUUCCCCCGUCAGGGCACUGGCUGGCAUCCUCUCUGGCUAGACCCACCCUCUCCUUGCCUGAGGACAGGAGGAUCGCAGCUCUGUAAAGAGGUUUGCCAGGGAAGGUUUGCUGAGGAGGGGCGUUGGCCCCAGCAGGGAGUGGGUCUCUGGGUGGGGAGGUGAGAGCAGCAGACCAGCACAGCAGGCUGUGGCUGGCGUGUCUUUGUGGUUCUGCACACAGUAACAUCUCCUUGAGUGUUUCUUGAGUGACAAGUACUUCUGAGCAUCUAACAUGUGCCUGACAAAUUGCUGCAACUCUCCCAGCCCCAGUUUCUACAUCUCUAAAAGGAGCUGACAAUGCUCUCCCGCCCCAGACCCCAUCCUGCAGUGCAGGCAGGAUUCCCCAGCUGUCUACGGGAUCUGGGGCAGGACAGGCAUCAACCCAUUAAGUGGGGCCCCUUCCCGAUGCCGUUCCACCUGACGUGUUUGUAGGUGCUUCCGCAUCCGGUCCUUUACCACAGAGGAGCCCACGUGUGAUCUUAAACUCUGAGGUGUUAGUGUGUCCAGGCGAUGUGAGGAACAGAGGACUCGGAGGGGAACCCAUUUGCUCUAGGUCACGUAGCAAGCAAGGGCAUAGCCCACUGCACACAUCUGGUCUGGGAGGGCUGUGGGAAUGCUCUUCACUCCAGAUGGUACCAAUAAAGGCCCUUGUGCUCAGUUUGUUGAUACAACAAAACAAUAAACAAACAACUGCUUUUUGGAAACGGUUGGGGGACAUAAUUAGGGAAGAAUUGACCAGAACAUCUACAUCACUGAACCUUUUCAAGGAAAGCCCUAGUAUUAUUUUCAGAUACACUAUAGAUGAAAACCAAGAGUAAGGCACCUUCUGGGCCCAGUGGCGGCGCCUGCAGCACCUGCUUACAUACCAGAUCAGAAGCAUGAGGGAUUGCUCAUGGUUUAUAAGCUAAUUUGCACGGUUUGCUUAAUAAGCACAUUUGCAUGGUCUUAAUGGUUUCCAAAGGACUUGAAAGCAGUUUGGGUUCUUCACAAAGUUAUAGAACCCCCUGCCAUGUCAUUUGCCCUGUGAACUGGUUCAGCAAGCCAUACUUCUGUUUUGUGUUUGAAAUGAGAAACAGAUGUUUAUGUUUAGGCUGCUGGCUCCAGCUUAAACACAGGCUUUCUGUCUCUCCUCUUCCCAGUUUGCUCUUUAAGGGGCAGGGAGGGGUUCUGGCCAGGCUGGAGUCCUGUCCCCGGGCCCCUCCCCUGAGCUGCCUCCAGCAACGGGCUGCUCCCUUAGCAGCCGGCCUCCUGAGAGAGGAGAGGGCCCUUGGGGACGGAAGGGAGCGGCUGCUAAGGAGUGGGUCCUUCGGGGCCAGUCUGCAUGGCCUUGAGCCAGUGCCCCUCCUGUCCUGCCUGUGGGGUCCUUGCCUGGCAGCUGAGGGGGUUAGAGUGACAGAGAAGCGUGCUGCCUGACACCAGUAAAUGUGUCAGGGAUGCCCAGUAAAUGUGUGCCCUCUACUUUCCCUUCAGGCUCCCUGGAAUUCCCAGCCAGCCUUCCCCACCCUCUUCUGGUCCAGAGGGUGGGCAUGGGAGCUGGGCUCAGUGAGUGUCCCAAGUGCACCCCUCGUUCUAGCCCCUGGAGAACGAUGUACAACCUGCAGGAGUCAUUUCCCAAUGUUGAGGAGGACAGAGCGGGACAGCCAGGGUGGGCUAGGAGCCUCCAGUGCAAGGUGGACCAGAGUGGAGGAGCGAGGAACCAGAGGGGAGGGAGCCCUAGUGAGAGCCCUGUGGCCUGGCCAGGACAGGAAGAGUGACUGAGGGCGCCUGGGCACCGCCCCAGGUCUGCAGUAGCUGAGGGGUAGAUGCCCAGGGAAGACAGGUGGGGUGGGGGGUGGACUGGAGGCAGGAGCAGGACAUACCCGGGGCCAUUGGCAGCAGAACCCCUGGUUCGAAUCUUACCUUUCCCAGCACUGAGUAACUGGGAGACUUUGGACUAGUCAUCAGACCUUUCUUAGCCUCAGUUUCCUCACUUACAAAGUAGGGCUCUUAGGAAAAGUAAAUGAAAUCAUGCAUAUUUACACAGGGCAUGUCUCACAGUAGGCACUUAAGAAAUGGGUGAUAAAGGUAAAAACAAACUAGAAACCUUGCGAUCUCAUCCUCCUCUUGGCAUCCAUCAUGAGUUUGUGCACCUGUGCAUGAGGGCAGGGCCACCUUGGUUGGCUCUGGUUGGAAGUCCCUUCCUCCCAAAUAGUGGCUCCCCACACUGGGUCUCAAACUGUUUCAAGGUGAAAGGGGGAAGAGUUGGCCUUUCUGGGUGGGGGCAGGGCCGUGGGGGGCAGUGGGGAGGCAGGAGCUGAGGCCUUCCCUGCAGCCUAGCCUCGGCUCUUCUUCCCAGCUCCAGUGCUUGCUCUCCCACCAUCCCCAGUCUCCUUGUCUCCCCCUCACCCAACAAGCUCAUCGUCCUGUGAGGCAGGGGGAAAUGCAUGCCAACAUUCAUUCAUUCAGCAGUGUUUUUGGAGCACCUGCUACGUGCCAGGUCUUGCUAGGGGCAUGGAGGCCGUGAUGAUCAAGACAGAAUGGGACAGUUCCAGGCAAGAGAAUCCUGAGGCCUAGUGACGGUGCCCACCUGUUUGGCUUUCUUCACUGCCCCCCACCCCACCCCAGGGCCACUGCUGUAGCGGGGAGCUCUAGGGGGAGGGCGGAGUGGUGGGCAGGGGUAGUUCCUUGGGGCCUAGAGGGCUUGGAGUCGCCAUGGCCCUGUCAUAAGUGUGAGGUUGGUCUCUCCAGUUCUGGAGAGCUGGGCUGCAUCUUGUUUAAGUCCUGAUUUGACAGGUAGGAAGAUAGGCACAGGAAGGUCAAGGCAGAGGCUAGCCUAGAAGCUAGUGGCAGGCUGCAGGAAACAAUUUGGUGGUUUCUCAAGAGGUUAUACAUAGAACUACCGUAUGACCCAGAAAUUCCACUCCUCGGUGUUUAUCUAAAAGAAGUGCAAACAGGGACUCAAGCAGAAAUGUGUGCCCCAAUGUUCAUAGCAGCAUUAUUUACCAUAGUCAAAAGGUAGAAACAAUGCAAGUGUCCAUCUAUGGACGAAUGGAUAAACAAAGUGAUAUAUCCAUACAGUGGAAUAUUAUUCAGCCAUAGAAUGAAUAAAGUCCUGACAUAUCCGACAACAUGAAUGGACCGUGAAAACAUCAUGUGGAGUGAGAGAAGCGAGACACAUAGGACAAAUACUGUUACGAUUCCACUCUCCUACCUAGAGUAGGCAAGUUCAGAGACAGCAAAUAGAACAGAGGUUACCAGAGGCUGGGUGGGGGGUGUUUAUUGUUAAUGGGUACAGAGUUGUUGUUGGAGAAGAUGAAAAAGAUUCAGGUAUAGUUAGGGGUGAUGCUUACACAACACUGUGCAUGUAUUUAAUGCUACUGAACUGUAUGCUUUCAAAUGGUUAAAAUGAUAAAUAUUAUGCUCUGUAUGUUUUUAUCAAAUUUAAAAAAAGGCGAGUGGCAGAUGA
This is a messenger RNA of Orcinus orca (killer whale), 17847 nucleotides long. It is a transcript of the gene PALD1, whose product is annotated as phosphatase domain containing paladin 1. The coding region runs from base 921 to 3491 and encodes 856 amino acids. The transcript is spliced from 23 exons. Lineage: Eukaryota; Metazoa; Chordata; Mammalia; Artiodactyla; Delphinidae. The record is from RefSeq and is a predicted model, not a curated record.